Molecule: messenger RNA, 636 nt
Organism: Homarus americanus (American lobster)
Lineage: Eukaryota; Metazoa; Arthropoda; Malacostraca; Decapoda; Nephropidae
Product: eukaryotic peptide chain release factor subunit 1-like
Exons: 2
Biological process (GO): cytoplasmic translational termination
Cellular component (GO): cytosol; translation release factor complex
Molecular function (GO): sequence-specific mRNA binding; translation release factor activity, codon specific
Source: RefSeq, a predicted model, not a curated record
GGAGGCGUUGGCUACAUCGUCAUCGAUGGGUCAGCGGUUGCCCUUGGAACGCUCUCUGAAAAUGGACUAAAAGUCCACCACCAUGAGAACGUGGACAUUCCAAAAAAGCACGGCAGAGGUGGCCAGUCCGCUCCCAGGUUCCAGCGCAUCCGCCUGGAAAAGAGACAAUUGCUGGUGAAGAAAGUAAUUGCUCUCAGCGAAGAUUAUUUUCUGAAUGAAAAUAAGGCGACCGUGCAGGUUCAGGCCCUGGUGGUAGGGGGUCCUGGUCAGCUGAAGGACCAAUUGGUUGAGCGUCUCCCUCAGCUCUUGAAGAGUGCUGGAGGCGUUGGCUACAUCGUCAUCGAUGGGUCAGCGGUUGCCCUUGGAACGCUCUCUGAAAAUGGACUAAAAGUCCACCACCAUGAGAACGUGGACAUUCCAAAAAAGCACGGCAGAGGUGGCCAGUCCGCUCCCAGGUUCCAGCGCAUCCGCCUGGAAAAGAGACAAUUGCUGGUGAAGAAAGUAAUUGCUCUCAGCGAAGAUUAUUUUCUGAAUGAAAAUAAGGCGACCGUGCAGGUUCAGGCCCUGGUGGUAGGGGGUCCUGGUCAGCUGAAGGACCAAUUGGUUGAGCGUCUCCCUCAGCUCUUGAAGAGUGCU